ACCCAGCCCCACCGGCGUGAAGAAUGCGGGGACCCCACGGACCCUCACGCGCCCCCCCACUCCCACCACACACUCCUACGGGAUCAGGGAAAUGAAGGGAAGGUCCUUCAAUCGAAGAGGUGGAUCCAGCCCAGCACGCUCCCUCGAACCCCCAGAGCGCCAACACACAGCGUCACCUGUCCUCUCCCCGGGGCCGGGUCCUCUCUUGCAGACCUCUCCAGGAGAAUCCCCCAAGAUGCCCCCAUGUUGCAGUGAUAAGGGUUUUCUUUCCCCUCGUUCUCCACACCAGGCCUGCGUCCGGGGCUUCUUGGUCCGACGCCAUUUCCAGAGUCUUCGAGCUGAAUAUGAGGCUAUUGUACGAGAGAUCGAGGGUGAUCUGGGCACGCUUCAGUGGACUGAGGGCUGGAUUCCCAGGCCCCGAUUUCUCCCAAAGAAGGCAAAAUACCAGCAGACCUGGAAAGCCGGAGAGAGGGUACCAAAUCCAGAGCAGGAACUAUGGAGCCGCUUCCCAUGUAAAGAGCCUGAGAAAGAGGCCAUCUGGGAGGAGAUGAUACUGAAGAAGUCAGGAGAGAGCUCAGCAAACUCAGGCAGUCUUCCCUGCAGAGAUGAUAGCCCAUGGCUUCAGGAUGAGCAGAGCAGGAGGACCAGGAAACCGAGCGAAGAGGAGACCAGAGACAUGUCAAAGAUGGAGAACCCAGAAGCUACAGGUCCAGGACGGCCCCAUAGCCAGACUGUGCUCCAGGAGCUCCAGUACCAACGCAGCCACUUGGCUAUGGAGCUGCUGUGGCUACAACAGGCCAUCGAUAGCCGUAAGGAGUACCUAAUUCUCAAGCAAACACUGAGAUCCCCAGAGGCGAACCAGGCCAGAGACGAGCCCAGCUUGUGUCCAGACCAUGGGGGACAGGGCUGUGAGAAAGCUGGGUCACAACCAGGCCCACCACUGGAAGACCAGUCCUACAGAACUACUAGAGAGCCAGACCACAUGGAUGACUCCUGCUGGAGACUCAGAUCACAACCCCAUAAAACCCCAGAAAUACUGGCCACUACAGACAAAACCACUGCUGGGGCUAAGUACAGGGACCUAUGCUACAGACAGGCAGGACCACAGCUGCCCACACCAUGGGAUAAUCAGGCCAUAGGGAAAAGGCUCACCAAAGAGCCAGAGUGUGGAGAACAGACCUUCGGAGGGACCUGCCUGCAGCUGACAAAACUUCUAGAGGACGAGACCCACAAAGGCCUCAAAUCUAGGGGCUACUGUUCUGGAAAGGCCAGGACACAGCUGCCCACACUCCGUGAGGACCCAGACAUUGAAGACAACUCUCCCAGAGGGCCAGGCCCAAAAGAGCCUGAUUGCCAAAGAGCUGGGCCACGAGAGUUGGGCCUCUCAGAGGACCAUGUCAUCUGUGAUGGGACUUUGGCAGAGCAUGGUGGCCUGGAUCUCUGGAAGACUAAACCACCCAAGGGCCAGACUCCCAGUGAUAAAAGCUCCACAGAUAGAACCUCUAGUGAAUCUAGCCAUGAAGGAUGGAAAAACCAGAGGACUGUACCAUGGAGAUCAAGGCCACCUGAGAAACUGUCUUCCACAGGGUCAGACCACACAGGAGAGGAUCACUGGAGGGGGCGACUGUGGAAAACAGGACCACCAGGCUAGACCCUGGGGAACUGGGGAAGACCAGGUUCCAAAGGGGGAUUCUAUGAAAGGGCAGUGAGGGAGACAGGACCUCAUUGUAGCUCCUUGCCCGUGGGUACUGGUGGCUAAUGAGGCCAAGAGAAGCUGGAGCACAGAGCUGGCAUCAGUAGAGGUAGGAGGAGACUUUCAUCCUCUGCCUGUGGCUCAACCCAAAUUUUGGGAUAGGGAGCCACCUGGGCUGAGUAAAGUUGGGGGGCUGAUGGAGAAUAAAGGUUUUCCUUAGAUUCUGA
Messenger RNA from Physeter macrocephalus (sperm whale), 1920 nucleotides. RefSeq names its product IQ motif containing C (gene IQCC). The coding region runs from base 92 to 1651 and encodes 519 amino acids. Gene Ontology annotation, molecular function: protein binding. The record is from RefSeq and is a predicted model, not a curated record. The transcript is spliced from 4 exons. NCBI's taxonomy places the organism in Eukaryota, Metazoa, Chordata, Mammalia, Artiodactyla, Physeteridae.